This is a messenger RNA of Selaginella moellendorffii, 641 nucleotides long. Its product is annotated as major pollen allergen Car b 1 isoforms 1A and 1B. Gene Ontology annotation, biological process: defense response; abscisic acid-activated signaling pathway. Gene Ontology annotation, cellular component: nucleus; cytoplasm. The transcript has 3 exons. Bases 97 to 549 code for a protein of 150 amino acids. The record is from RefSeq and is a predicted model, not a curated record. NCBI's taxonomy places the organism in Eukaryota, Viridiplantae, Streptophyta, Lycopodiopsida, Selaginellales, Selaginellaceae. Gene Ontology annotation, molecular function: abscisic acid binding; protein phosphatase inhibitor activity; signaling receptor activity.
CUAACCGAGAAAUUUCCUUGCCGCAAUAAUAGCUCCAUCUUGGAGCUGAAGCCUAGAGCAAGCUGAGCAAACACUUCCCUUCGUCAAGUAGUCAACAUGGCCCCUUCCACAGUCACCAAGGAGCUGCCCCUCGCGAUCCCUGCUCCAAAGUUGUGGGCAGCGAUUAUGGACGCUCAAUUGCUCGCCAAGGCCGUCAAGCCCGUGGUGACCAGCGUGGAGGUCGAGGGCAGCGACGGUGCGAUUGGAAGCAUUAGAACUGUGAACUUCAACGCUGAGAUCGUUGGAUUCCCCUACAUCAAGGAGAAGGUAACGAUUUUGGAUGAAUCGAGCAUGACCAUUGGCGCCUCUCUGAUCGAGGGAGGAUACCUCGGCUCGCAGCUCAAAUCUCACUCCGCCACCAUCACCGUCAAGCCCAAUGGCCAGGGGAGCGUUAUGGUGUGGGUGCUCACUUACGAGCCUUUGAUCGAGAACCCCAACAUUGACGGGAUCGUCGAGGCCUUUGUCAAAUCCUUCAAGGCGGUCGAGGCCUACCUCCAGUCCACGAACUAGAUUCGCACAGAUCUAGAUGUCUGUCUGGGGUUUUGUUUGAUCCACGGUCGAUCAAUCGAGUGUUAUGAAAGAAACUCUUCUUUCCCCUGAGA